Messenger RNA from Mesitornis unicolor (brown roatelo), 1226 nucleotides. RefSeq names its product diacylglycerol O-acyltransferase 2 (gene DGAT2). NCBI's taxonomy places the organism in Eukaryota, Metazoa, Chordata, Aves, Mesitornithiformes, Mesitornithidae. Gene Ontology annotation, cellular component: endoplasmic reticulum membrane. Gene Ontology annotation, biological process: triglyceride biosynthetic process. Gene Ontology annotation, molecular function: diacylglycerol O-acyltransferase activity. The transcript is spliced from 7 exons. Bases 113 to 1033 code for a protein of 306 amino acids. The record is from RefSeq and is a predicted model, not a curated record.
AGGAUCGAGCAUUCUUUCUGCUCUGCAGGAUUUGUUCUGGCUAUCUAAGUCCAAAGUAGAAAAACAACUCCAGAUCAUCUCUGUGCUGCAAUGGGUUCUCACUUUCCUUAUCAUGGGUGUUGCUUGCACUUUAAUCCUUAUGUACAUACUGUGCACAGACUUCUGGGCGAUUGCUGCUCUAUAUUUAGCCUGGCUGGUAUUUGACUGGAAUACACCAAACAAAGGUGGAAGAAGAUCUCAGUGGGUGAGAAACUGGGCUAUAUGGAGGUACUUCAGGGAUUAUUUUCCUAUAAGACUGGUUAAAACCCACAAUCUGCUGACCACCAGGAAUUACAUUUUUGGGUACCAUCCGCACGGCAUCAUGGGCUUUGGUGCCUUUUGCAGCUUCAGCACAGAAGCCACAGGUGUCAGCCAGAAAUUCCCUGGGAUCCGACCAUAUCUUGCUACCCUGGCUGGGAACUUCAGGAUGCCCAUUUUGAGGGACUACUUAAUGUCUGGUGGUAUAUGUCCUGUGAACCGUGACAGCAUAGACUACAUCUUGUCCAAGAAUGGCAGUGGCAAUGCCAUCAUCAUUGUGGUUGGAGGGGCAGCGGAGUCUCUGAACUGCACCCCAGGGAAAAACUCUGUGACGCUGAAAAACCGGAAAGGAUUUGUGAAGCUGGCUCUACGGCAUGGUGCGGACUUGGUUCCUGUCUACUCCUUUGGGGAGAACGAAGUGUACAAGCAGGUGAUCUUCGAGGAGGGUUCCUGGGGAAGAUGGGUUCAGAAGAAGUUUCAGAAGCACAUUGGCUUUGCUCCGUGCAUCUUUCAUGGCCGUGGCCUCUUCUCCUCCAACACUUGGGGAUUGUUACCUUACUCCAAGCCCAUUACUACUGUUGUUGGGGAGCCCAUCACCAUCCCCAAAAUCAAUAAUCCAUCCCAGAAGGAAGUGGACUUAUACCACAGCAUAUACGUGGACUCCCUGAUCAAACUCUUUGACAAAUAUAAGAGCAAAUUUGGCCUGCCAGAGACUGAGGUCUUGGAAGUCAACUGAAGGGACUGGCUCAGCAGCACCUCCUUCUCUCAGAAAAAAACACAUCUUCUCCAGGAGUCCAAGCUGUCAUCGUGUACUUGAAAGCAUGUGUGGGUGUAUGUGUCUUUCAAAGAAAGUGUUAAAAGUAUUGCUAGAUCACUUUUAAAAAUAAAAAAAGGCUUUACUUCGGAUAAAUCCCAGUACAAACGUCUUU